CCGGGUCCCUUGGCGACUGCUUCAGCCCCGGGAGCUCAGCUGAUCCGGCCUCUGCCAGACUUGGAGGUGUGAAUUACAAACUUCAGUAAUGGAAUUAGCUCACAGUUUAUUGCUAAACGAAGAAGCUUUGGCUCAAAUCACUGAAGCAAAGAGACCAGUUUUUAUCUUUGAAUGGCUGCGAUUUCUUGAUAAAGUCUUGGUUGCUGCUAACAAGACUGAUGUAAAGGAAAAACAGAAAAAACUUGUUGAACAGUUAACUGGAUUGAUAAGUAGUUCACCUGGACCACCUACAAGGAAAUUAUUAGCUAAAAAUCUUGCAGCCCUUUAUAGCAUUGGGGAUACUUUUACAGUUUUUCAAACACUUGAUAAAUGUAAUGACAUUAUCAGAAAUAAAGAUGACACUGCAGCCUACUUACCAACAAAAUUGGCUGCAGUUGCUUGUGUUGGAGCAUUUUAUGAAAAAAUGGGGAGAAUGUUAGGUAGUGCAUUUCCAGAAACAGUAAAUAAUCUUCUGAAAUCUCUGAAAAGUGCAGAGUCUCAAGGGAGAAGUGAAAUCUUAAUGAGUCUACAGAAAGUUCUGAAUGGAUUAGGAGGUGCAGCAGCUUCCUCUCAUCGUGAUAUUUACAAGAAUGCCAGAUCCCUCUUAACAGACAGAUCGAUGGCUGUUAGAUGUGCGGUGGCCAAGUGUCUACUAGAACUACAGAAUGAAGCUGUCUUUAUGUGGACUGCUGAACUGGAAAAUAUAGCCACUCUCUGCUUUAAGGCUUUGGAAAACUCAAAUUAUGGGGUACGAGUGGCAGUGUCUAAACUCUUAGGAACUGUCAUGGCUACAGCAUUGAUGCCAAAGCAGGCAACAGUAAUGCGUCAAAAUGUGAAACGAGCAACAUUUGAUGAAGUCUUAGAACUUAUGGCCACUGGAUUUCUCCGUGGAGGGUCAGGUUUCUUAAAGAGUGGUGGAGAAAUGUUAAAAGUUGGAGGAUCUGUUAAUCGUGAAGUAAGAGUUGGAGUUACACAGGCAUAUGUUGUUUUUGUAACUACUUUGGGUGGACAGUGGCUGGAGCGGAGCUUUGCUACAUUCUUGUCCCAUGUGCUUGAUCUGGUUUCUCAUCCUCGGGCAACACAAACACAUGUGGAGGCUGUGUAUUCAAGACGAUGUGUUUCCUUUAUCCUGAGAGCUACUGUGGGCAGCUUGCUAGGUGAAAAAGCCCAGAUAGCAGCUGCCAAAGAGAUCUGUCAAGCUAUUGGAAAACAAAUGAAAGCAGUAGAAGCAGUAGUUAAUGAUACUAGUAGUGAAAACAAAUCAGGCGCAGCAGACAUUGCAGCAAGUCAGCACGUGAUGGUCUGUGCCCUCCAGGAGCUUGGAAGCCUGGUACAGAGCCUGAAUGCCACUGCCUCUCCUCUUAUUCAGGAGGCAUCAAUAGGGCUCUUGGAGAUUGUGACUUCAGUUCUUCUUCAUCCAAGUAUGGCUGCUCGGCUUGCUGCUGCAUGGUGUUUGCGCUGUGUGGCUGUAGCCUUACCUUUCCAGUUGACACCAUUUCUAGAUCGGUGUGCAGAACGGCUCAACAACUUGAAGACUUCUCCAGAAGCUGUUAGUGGAUACAGCUUUGCAAUGGCUGCUUUGUUAGGUGGAGUCCAUCAGUGUCCUUUGGGCAUUCCUCAUGCCAAAGGAAAGAUGGUAGUUAGUAUUGCUGAAGAUCUGUUACGAACUGCUGCCCAAAAUAGCAGAUUGUCUUUACAGCGCACUCAAGCUGGCUGGCUUUUACUUGGAGCACUUAUGACUUUAGGACCAUCUGUUGUUCGUUACCAUCUGCCCAAGAUGUUGUUAUUAUGGAGAAAUGUUUUCCCUCGUUCUUUAAAGGAACUGGAGGCUGAGAAGGCCCGAGGCGAUUCUUUUACCUGGCAGGUAACUUUGGAAGGUCGUGCUGGAGCUUUAUGUGCUAUGAGGAGUUUUGUUGCACAUUGUCCUGAACUCCUAACUGAAGAUGUGAUUAGAAAAUUAAUGACCCCUAUUGAAUGUGCCAUGACUAUGAUGUCACACAUUCCAUCUGUCAUUAAAGCCCAUGGAGCUCAUCUGAAAGCUAGUGCUGCAAUGGUCCGUUUAAGACUUUAUGACAUCUUGGCUUUGUUACCUCCAAAAACUUAUGAAGGAUCUUUCAAUGCACUUCUUAGAGAACUAGUAGCAGAAUUUACUUUGACUGACAACUCAGCCAACACAACCACCUCCCUUCUCCGAUCUCUUUGCCAUUAUGAUGAUAGCGUUCUUCUUGGAUCCUGGCUUCAAGAAACUGAUCAUAAAUCAAUUGAAGACCAGCUCCAGCCAAACAGUGCAUCUGGAAGUGGGGCUCUGGAGCAUGACCCUUCCUCCAUUUAUUUACGAAUACCUAUUGGUGAAGCUGUACCUGGUCCUCUCCCUCUUGGAGUCUCAGUGAUAGAUGCCUCUGUGGCUCUUUUUGGUGUAGUGUUUCCUCAUGUUUCAUAUAAACACCGAUUACAAAUGCUGGAUCACUUUGCUGAAUGUGUUAAACAAGCCAAAGGUGUCCGCCAGCAGGCUGUGCAGCUUAAUAUAUUUACUGCUGUUCUUAGUGCACUCAAGGGUUUAGCUGAAAACAAAAGUACUUUAGGACCUGAGGAAGUUCGUAAAUCUGCUCUGACACUGGUUAUGGGUGCUCUUGACAAUCCAAACCCAAUCUUACGGUGUGCAGCAGGAGAAGCUCUUGGAAGAAUGGCUCAGGUGGUUGGAGAAGCGACUUUUAUAGCUAGAAUGGCUCAAUAUAGCUUUGACAAAUUGAAAUCAGCUCGAGAUGUUGUUUCUAGAACUGGUCAUUCCUUAGCCCUUGGCUGUUUGCAUCGUUAUGUUGGUGGUAUAGGCUCAGGACAACAUCUAAAGACCAGUGUCAGCAUUUUAUUGGCUCUAGCACAAGAUGGAACAUCUCCUGAAGUCCAGACAUGGUCUCUUCAUUCACUUGCUUUGAUAGUGGAUUCUAGUGGCCCAAUGUAUCGAGGAUAUGUGGAACCAACUUUGUCUCUAGUUCUUACCUUGCUGUUGACUGUUCCACCUUCACAUACAGAAGUUCAUCAGUGUUUGGGUAGAUGUUUGGGUGCUAUCAUAACUACAGUUGGCCCUGAACUACAAGGGAAUGGAGCGACAAUUUCUACAAUUCGUUCCUCUUGUUUGGUGGGUUGUGCAAUAACGCAGGACCAUUCAGACUCUCUGGUUCAGGCAGCUGCCAUAUCUUGCCUUCAGCAGCUCCACAUGUUUGCACCACGACAUGUCAACCUGUCCAGUCUUGUUCCUAGCCUUUGUGUACACUUAUGUAGUUCCCAUUUGUUACUUCGACGAGCAGCUGUGGCAUGUCUCCGGCAACUUGCACAAAGAGAAGCAGCUGAAGUAUGUGAAUAUGCCAUGAGCCUCGCAAAAAAUGCAGGGGACAAAGAGAGCAGUGGUGCUAAUGUCAGUCCUUUUGCACCUGGGGUUAGUUCUCGAAGCGAUAUCCAUUGCCGGCACCAAGGUGUUAAUAUAACAGAAACUGGUCUUGAGGGACUUCUUUUUGGGAUGCUUGAUCGAGAGACAGAUAGAAAAUUAUGUUCUGAUAUACAUGACACGUUGGGACAUAUGCUUUCUUCAUUGGCAGUAGAGAAACUUUCUCAUUGGUUAAUGCUUUGUAAAGAUGUCCUGGCAGCUUCUAGUGAUAUGAGUACUGCAACUCCCUUAAGUGGUGGAAAAGAUGAAGAAUCUGAAAAGAAAGAUGAGAUGGACGAUGAUACCAUGUUUACCACACUAGGCGAGGAAGAUAAAUCAAAACCUUUUGUGGCACCUCGCUGGGCCACUCGAGUAUUUGCUGCUGAUUGCCUGUGUCGAAUCAUCAAUUUAUGUGAAAACGCAGACCAGGCUCACUUUGAUCUUGCCAUGGCACGUUCUGCUAAACUACGAAACCCUACAAAUGACCUCUUAGUACUCCAUCUCUCUGACCUGAUUCGAAUGGCAUUCAUGGCUGCAACUGAUCAUAGCAACCAGCUGCGGAUGGCUGGGCUUCAGGCACUUGAAGACAUUAUCAAGAAGUUUGCAUCUGUGCCUGAGCCAGAAUUUCCAGGUCAUGUGAUUCUGGAGCAGUAUCAAGCUAAUGUAGGAGCUGCUCUAAGACCAGCUUUCUCACAAGAUACACCAUCAGAUAUAAUAGCAAAAGCUUGCCAGGUAUGCAGCACAUGGAUUGGAAGUGGAGUUGUUAGUGAUCUCAAUGAUCUCCGUCGAGUACACAAUCUGCUUGUUUCUUCUCUGGACAAAGUUCAGGCCGGAAAAGGAUCUUCCAGCCAACUAUACCGAGAAAGUGCCACGACCAUGGAAAAAUUGGCUGUUCUCAAAGCAUGGGCAGAGGUAUAUGUGGUUGCUAUGAAUAUUAAAAAGGAAGCAGAGUCAAAACCAAAAAGAGCAAUGAAGAAUACUGAUGAUGAUGAGGAUGACUAUGGUACCAUAGAUGAACUACCACCAGACAGUUUAAUAACACUGGUACAACCCGAACUGCCAACACUUAGCCGCCUGUGGUUGGCAGCCUUGAAAGACUAUGCUCUUUUGACUUUACCAGCAGAAUUUUCUAGUCAGCUUCCCCCAGAUGGUGGAGCAUUUUAUACUCCUGAGACUAUUGAUACAGCUAGACUUCAUUAUUGGAAUCCCUGGGCCCCAAUUCUUCAUGCGGUGGCACUUUGGUUAAAUAGCACAGGGUUUACGUGUGCAGAGUCCACAGAAGCAGCAGUGUCUGGUUUACAAAAACGUUCUGCAUCCAUCAGUUUAAACCAGGCAUCAGGAGCAAUGGCCASUGCUAAAUCUUUGCCAGAAAUUAACAAAGACCGAAUGCAUCUGAUUUUAGGUGUGAGUAUACAGUUUCUUUGUUCCCCAAGACCUGAGGAGCCUGUGGAGCAUGUUACUGCAUGUCUACAGGCCUUGCACACCUCUGAUUCUCCUUGUGCCUGGAUCCAUAUUGCAGAAUAUCAGCUGAUUGGUGUUGAGUUGCUGAGUGUUUUGCAUCGUCUCCUUUUGACCUGGAACCCACCAUCCAUCCAGCUGUUGGUUACUGGAGUUGUACAACAGAUAGUAAGAGCUGCUCAGGAUUAUUUGCAGGAAAAAAGAAAUACUCUGAAUGAAGAUGACAUGGAGAAAGAGUCCUGUCCAGUAUUAGGAGAAGGAGGUGACACUGGUGGCCUCAUUCCUGGAAAAUCUCUUGUGUUUGCAACUAUGGAGCUGUUGAUGUUCAUUUUAGUUCGGCAUAUGCCACAUCUGAGUACCAAGAUGUCAGACUCUCCAAGUCACAUAGCCACUAAAACCCGGCUGUCAGAAGAAAGUGCUCGUCUGGUGGCAGCCACAGUCACCAUUCUCUCUGAUUUACCAUCCCUUUGUUCACCUGCUGGAUGUAUGACAAUCCUGCCCACAAUUCUAUUCUUAAUUGCAAGAAUAUUAAAAGACACAGCAAUAAAGUCUGCAGACAAUCAGGUUCCUCUACCAGUCAGUGCAGCUCUUCAAGGGAUUAAAAGUAUUGUGACACUUUCAAUGGUCAAAACUGAGGAAACUCAAAAACAGUGGACAGCUCUAAUUCGUAGCACUCUUGCAUGUAUCCUGGAAUAUUCACAACCAGGUAACCUAUCAGAGUUUUUUAAAAAUUUUGAUCUGAGAAAAGGUUAUAACUCCCUUGACAAGGAUGGAAGAGCCAUUGGGCCAGACAGAGUCCAGUUACUUGCUCUUUUAGUUCCCACUUUGAUUUCUUACCUGCUGGAUGAAAAUUCUUUUGCCUCAGCAAGUUCAGUUUCUAAAGAUCUUCAUGAGUUUGCACUCCAGAACUUAAUGCAUAUUGGACCUCUGUAUCCACAUGCUUUCAAGACGGUAAUGGGGGCUGCUCCUGAGUUGAAAGUGCGGCUAGAAACUGCUGUUCGAGCAAGCCAAGCCAGCAAGGCUAAAGCUGCUGCGAGGCAGCCAGCUCCGACCAUACAUUCUGCACCGACAAUCAAGCUAAAAACAAGCUUUUUUUAAUGUGUUCCUCCACUCAUUUUUAUAUGUAUUUCACCUAAUUAGUGGUAGCCACUGUUCCAUUCCAGGCUAUGGAUUCUAUUUUAUUUGUAUAUUGGUAUUAUAAUGCUUCCAAGUAGGUUAAGGAAGUCUUGUUCAUACCACUAUUGAUUCUUAAGGGAUUUUUAAAAAUUACAUGGUAUGUUUUCAUUUUUCUGCUAAUAAUGUUUCUCUUUUAUUAAU
Urocitellus parryii (Arctic ground squirrel) is the source of this 6235-nucleotide messenger RNA. Lineage: Eukaryota; Metazoa; Chordata; Mammalia; Rodentia; Sciuridae. The record is from RefSeq and is a predicted model, not a curated record.